AUGGUGGCUGUGAAGGUUCUGCAUGGAACUUCUGACAAGAUCAUUCAAGCACAGUUUAUGACUGAAAUGGGAACGCUUGGUAAACUCCACCAUUUCAAUCUUGUUCGCUUAUAUGGAUUUUGUUUUGGAAAAGACUUGACAGCGUUGGUUUAUGAGUACAUGGCAAAUGGUUCUCUUGACAAGUAUUUGUUAAAAGAAAACAAUACAUUAGGGUUUGAAAAGCUUCUUGAGAUAGCGGUUGGAACUGCAAGAGGCAUUGCUUAUUUGCAUGAAGACUGCCAACAAAGAAUUAUUCACUAUGACGUUAAACCGGCCAAUAUUUUGUUAGACCGGAAUUUCAAUCCUAAGGUUUCCGAUUUUGGUUUGGCAAAGCUUCAUAACAGGGAUAACACUCAUAUAUCUAUGACCGGUGGAGGAGGAGGCAGGAGAACCCCCGGUUACGCUGCGCCGGAGCUAUGGAUGCCGUUCCCGGUGACUCACAAGUGCGAUGUCUAUAGCUUUGGAAUGUUGUUGUUUGAGAUCAUAGGUCGGAGAAGAAAUGUUGAUAAUAAUGUUCCAGAAAGCCAAGAGUGGUUUCCAAUGUGGGUUUGGAAAAAAAUUGAUGUUGGAGAAUUACAGGAUUCAACAUUAGUGUCUGAAUUAUUGUUGGAGAAACAUAAGGAGAUGGUAGAAAGAAUGGUUAAGGUAGCUUUGUGGUGUGUUCAGUAUAAGCCAGGAUUAAGGCCUAUGAUGAGUGCUGUCGUGAAAAUGUUGGAAGGCUCUGAAGAAAUUCCACAACCUUCGAAUCCAUUUCAAUACUUGAUGGACAAUGGUUUCACUGCUGCUCUUCCACACCGAUACUCAUCGUAUAAUUGCAAUAGUACGACAACUGUAACUACAAGUAGUUAUUGUGACUCUUCUGUGAUUGCUGUGGACUCCAAUAUUGUAAUUGCUGAUCCAAUUUAG
This is a messenger RNA of Arachis duranensis, 945 nucleotides long. Its product is annotated as rust resistance kinase Lr10-like. Gene Ontology annotation, biological process: protein phosphorylation. Lineage: Eukaryota; Viridiplantae; Streptophyta; Magnoliopsida; Fabales; Fabaceae. The transcript has a single exon. The record is from RefSeq and is a predicted model, not a curated record. Gene Ontology annotation, molecular function: ATP binding; protein kinase activity. Bases 1 to 945 code for a protein of 314 amino acids.